Molecule: messenger RNA, 1071 nt
Organism: Culex quinquefasciatus (southern house mosquito)
Lineage: Eukaryota; Metazoa; Arthropoda; Insecta; Diptera; Culicidae
Product: putative deoxyribonuclease TATDN1
Exons: 4
Coding region: 91-1026 (311 amino acids)
Cellular component (GO): cytosol
Molecular function (GO): 3'-5'-DNA exonuclease activity
Source: RefSeq, a predicted model, not a curated record
AUGUUUUUCUGUCACCCAGAAUUUUUGUUUUGAUUUUGAAAGUCGGCCAAAGCAUUCUAACCUUCAAAACACUAAAAUUUCAUAAAUUUUAUGAACGGUUUAGUUAAAUAUUUCAAAACCAUGUUGAAAUUUAUUGACAUCGGCGCGAACCUAACCGACCCUAUGUUCCAGGGAAUCUACAACGGGACAAACAAGCACCAACCGGAUCUUCCAAACAUCCUCGAAAGAAGCUGGACCGGCGGUCUGGAGAAGAUCAUCAUCACAUGCGGAACGAUCUUUGACUGCGAUCCGGCGCUUGAGAUUGCGAAUCGGGACGAGCGCCUCUUCAUGACCGUCGGGUGCCAUCCGACGCGUUGCGGAGAGUUUGAGGCCGAUCCGGACGGGUAUUUCAUCUCGCUGUGCAAUAAAAUCGACGAGAACCGGGAGAAGGUCGUGGCGAUUGGCGAGUGUGGUCUGGAUUAUGACCGGACACAUUUCUGCGAACGGGAUGUCCAGAAGAAGUAUUUUGAGCGGCAGUUGACCCUGGCGAAGAAGUACGAUCUGCCGUUGUUCCUGCACUGUCGGAGUGCCCACGAGGACUUUUUGGAGAUCUUGACUAGAAAUUUGGACAAAAUUCCGAAACGGGGAGUGGUGCACACGUUCGACGGAACGGCCGAGGACGCCCGGAAGCUGAUUGAGCUGGGAUUCUACGUGGGCAUCAACGGCUGCUCGCUCAAGACAGAGGAAAAUCUGCAGGUCGUGGCCACAAUCCCGGACGAUCGAAUUAUGGUUGAGACGGACAGUCCGUGGUGUGAGAUCCGGCCGUCGCACGCGGGCUCGAAGCACGUCCGAACGAAGCUGCCCGCGGUCAAGAAGAAGGAAAAAUGGGACAAAGACAUGCUGAUCGCUGGGCGAUGCGAACCUGUAAUGAUCCGCCAAGUUCUGGAGGUUCUUGCCGGCGUCAAAAAUAAACCGAUUGAGGAUUUAGCCCAACAAUAUUACGAAAAUACGUUGAAAAUGUUCUUCCCGAGGGAAAUAAAUCAGUAAAUAUAAAGGUUUCCAACCACUUGAUGAUCACGGCAAAAGCAGAAA